This is a messenger RNA of Metschnikowia bicuspidata var. bicuspidata NRRL YB-4993, 834 nucleotides long. Its product is annotated as mitochondrial 54S ribosomal protein uL1m. The record is from RefSeq and is a predicted model, not a curated record. The coding region runs from base 1 to 834 and encodes 277 amino acids. Gene Ontology annotation, biological process: translation. Gene Ontology annotation, cellular component: large ribosomal subunit. The transcript has a single exon. Gene Ontology annotation, molecular function: RNA binding; structural constituent of ribosome. Lineage: Eukaryota; Fungi; Ascomycota; Pichiomycetes; Serinales; Metschnikowiaceae.
AUGUUUGCCCAACCUUUGAAAAGGCUCGCUGCGGCGCCUUUGAUCCGCCUGUUCUCUCUGUAUGCAUUUGCUAGCCAGGAGAUCGCGAUCAGGCACCCAUCGCCCAAACUCACCGCCACGAAAGACCCGAAAAAAAUUGCUGCUAGAGAAGCGAAAUUGAGAGCCAGACAGCAGGUGAAGCCUCAGGACCACCUCUUAUAUAUGGAUAUUCCCAAAGCCAUGAGAUUCAUGCGUGCAUCUGAGGUCGGAAAGUCGCCCGAAAUGACGACCAUUACGUUGCAAAUCACAGUGAUCCCCGAAAAAGGAUCACACCCUUUGCUGGGACAGAUCAUUUUCCCAAAACCAGUGAGACCCAACAACACGCUUAUAUUCACUGAAAACGCCGAACAGAUUCAAGAAAUUAAACGUUCGAAGGAAUUAACGUUAGUGGGUGGUGCCGACUUGAUCGCGAAGAUCAAAGAAGGUUUCCCUGUGGCAUCUUACACGCAGUGUCUUGCUGACUCAAAUAUGGUGCUGCAGCUUGGGCAAAUUGCCAAAAUCUUGGGUCCUAAAAACUUGAUGCCCUCUGCCAAAAAGGGCACAGUGUCGGACAAUGUUGUGGAUCUUUUGAAGAACACUGCCUCUGCAUACACUUUCAAGCAAAAAAAGAACCAGCUCUACUUCCCUGUGGGUCGCUGUGACUUUAGUGACGAGGAGAUUAUCAAAAACGUACAGGCAGCUUCUAAGGCCGUGUACAGCUGCCAACCUCCAGGAACCAAGCAUCCCAACUUGAUUGGCCUUUGCAGUAUGAGCAGCACUUUGGGGCCUUCUGUCAUUAUCGACUUCAAGCUCUAG